Molecule: messenger RNA, 860 nt
Organism: Triticum aestivum (bread wheat)
Lineage: Eukaryota; Viridiplantae; Streptophyta; Magnoliopsida; Poales; Poaceae
Product: non-specific lipid-transfer protein C6
Exons: 3
Coding region: 89-619 (176 amino acids)
Source: RefSeq, a predicted model, not a curated record
UCACUAUAUAACCCAUCCGGCGACGUAGCCAACCAGACACCAUACGACGACCUAAGUUUCUUGCACACGCACAACUCCUGUACAUGCAAUGGGGUCCAAACCGUUCUUCGCCUGCGCCGUCCUCCUGAUCGCCAUCGCCGCCGCGGCAGUCACGCCGGCGUCCGCGGCCGGAGCGAACCCCAUCGCCAUGGGCGGUGGCUCCGACGAGACGGCAACAACAUGCGUGCCGACGCUUGAGCGCCUGCUGUCGUGCCUGGACUUCAUCGAGCACCGCACCGACGCGAUCCCGCUGCCCUGCUGCGUCCAGGUGAACACCACGGUGGCCCAGCAGCCGUGCUGCCUCAUGCACGUCCUGCGCGGCGACGUCGCGCGGCUCAUGGGGCCGGACUUCGACAGCACCCGCGCCAUGGUCAACGUCACCUCCCAGUGCCUCGGCGACGGCUCGAUCCUCAUGUCCAUCACUCGUUCGUGCGCAGGCAAGCCGCUUCCGCCGCUGACGCCUGAAUACCCCUUCACUGCCGCGUUGCCGCCGCCGCCGCCGUCAUCGUCAGGAGCAGAACGGCUGGAAGGCUUGUCUUACGCCGUAUUGCUAGUUGCACUCGUUGCAAGCUUCUUGUGAAUCUUGUGAACUAUCGGGAAACUGGCGAUCAGCUGGCUGGACGUACAUGGAGAAAAUCUCGACACGUUUGAUGUUGAACAAAAUAUAGUUAAUUCUUGUGUUUCUCUGUCAUUCUUUACUCUGUUUGUUCUGUAAUUCUACGUCUAUGUUUAGAGCUUCUCAAAAAAACAUUCCUUAUAAAUGUAUACUAGCAAAUAUCCGCGCGUUGCAAUGGGAGAAAAAUUUCCGUGCUAAUAUGCAA